Messenger RNA from Cricetulus griseus (Chinese hamster), 3644 nucleotides. NCBI's taxonomy places the organism in Eukaryota, Metazoa, Chordata, Mammalia, Rodentia, Cricetidae. The record is from RefSeq and is a predicted model, not a curated record.
UGAUCCAUUGUAGGUGUGCCAAGUGUUUCUGUUAUCCUACCAAGCGAAGAAUCAAAAGAAGACCCCGAAACUUAACCAUCUUGAGUCUUCCAGAAGAUGUACUCUUUCAUAUCCUGAAAUGGCUUUCUGUUGGGGAUAUCCUUGCUGUCCGAGCUGUACACUCUCACCUGAAGUACCUGGUGGACAACCAUGCCAGUGUGUGGGCAUCUGCCAGCUUCCAAGAGCUGUGGCCUUCUCCGAAGAACCUGAAGCUCUUUGAAAGGGCUGCUGAAAAGGGAAAUUUUGAAGCUGCUGUGAAGUUGGGAAUCGCCUACCUCUACAAUGAAGGCUUAUCUGUGUCAGAUGAGGCCUGUGCAGAAGUGAAUGGCCUGAAGGCCUCUCGCUUCUUCAGUAUGGCUGAGAAAUUGAAUAUGGGUUCUGAGCCCUUCAUCUGGCUCUUCAUCCGCCCACCAUGGUCAGCAUCUGGAAGCUGCUGCAAGGCCGUGGUCCACGACAGCCUCAGGGCAGAGUGCCAGUUACAGAGAGCUCAUAAAGCUUCUAUACUACACUGCUUGGGAAGAGUGCUAAAUCUUUUUGAGGACGAAGAGAAAAGGAAGCAGGCUCGUGCCCUUUUUGAAGAGUCUGCUCAUCAGGGAUGCUUGGCCAGCUCAUACCUCCUUUGGGAAAGUGACAGAAGGAUGGACAUGUCUGAUCCUGGACGAUGUCUCCACAACUUCCGGAAACUCAGGGACUAUGCUGCCAAGGGCUGCUGGGAAGCACAGCUGGCUUUGGCCAAAGCCUGUGCAGGGGGAAGCCAGCUUGGACUAGAAGGGAAAGCCUGCAAUGAGACAGUCUGCCAGCUCUUCCAGGCUUCCCAGGCUGUCAACAAGCAGCGGGUCUUCUCGGUGCAGAAGGGGCUCAGCGAUACGAUGAGAUACAUUCUAAUUGACUGGUUGGUAGAAGUUGCCACAAUGAAGGACUUCACAAGCCUGUGUCUCCACCUGACGGUGGAGUGUGUAGACCGGUACUUGCAGAGGAGACUGGUACCCCGAUACAAGCUCCAGCUUCUGGGUAUUGCCUGCAUGGUCAUCUGUACUCGGUUCAUCAGCAAAGAGAUUCUGACCAUUAGAGAGGCUGUGUGGCUCACAGACAACACAUACAAGUACGAGGACUUGGUACGAAUGAUGGGAGAGAUCGUCUCUGCACUGGAAGGGAAGAUUCGAGUCCCUACGGUGGUUGAUUAUAAAGAGGUCCUGCUGACACUGGUCCCUGUUGCAUCCAGAACCCAACACCUGUGCAGCUUUCUCUGUGAGCUCUCCCUGCUGCACACCAGCCUGUCCAUCUACGCUCCAGCCCGCCUGGCCUCAGCAGCCCUGCUCCUGGCCAGACUGAUGCAUGGACAGAUACAGCCCUGGACCACUCAUCUGUGGGACAUCACUGGGUUCUCUUACAACGACCUCACGCCCUGCGUCUUGAGCCUUCAUAAAAAGUGUUUCCAUGAUGAUGCACCCAAGGACUACAGACAAGUGUCUCUGACCGCUGUGAAGCAGCGCUUUGAGGAUAAGUGCUAUGACGAGAUCAGCCAGGAAGAGGUGCUGAGCUAUGCAGAAUUGUGCACUGCACUAGGAGUGAAACAGGAGAGCCCAGAGCCCUCAUCUUUCCCGAGCACAGGGGAAAUCCACACCUUCCUCAGCUCACCGUCUGGGAGGAGAAACAAACGGAAGCGGGAGAACAGCCUUCAAGAGGACAGGGGCAGCUUUGUCACCACGCCCACAGCAGAGCUGUCUAGCCAGGAGGAGACACUGCUGGGCAGCCUGCUGGAUUGGAGCCUGGACUGCUGCUCUGGCUAUGAAGGAGACCAGGAGAGUGAAGGAGAGAAGGAGGGUGACGUCACAGCUCCCAGUGGACUCCUUGAUGUCACUGUGGUCUACAUGAACCCAGAACAGCACUGCUGCCAAGAGUCCAGUGAUGAGGAGGCCUGGCCAGAGGACAAGGGCCACCAAGCGGCACAUCCAACCCCAGCUCUCAGGCCCCUUCUCUGCAACAGGGGAGAUCUGGGCAAGGACAUCACGACCUCUGGAUACUCUUCCGUCAGCAGCUUGAGUCCCAUAAGCUCCCUGGAUGGUGGCAUGAGGGGCUCUCCCCGAUCUACCUCAGUGCUGUCUGUGGGCAGCUACUCAAACACAAAGCCUUGCCACCAUCAGGCCAAGAAGUCAUGUUUACAGUGUCGCCCUCCAAAUCCCCCAGAGAGCGGUGUUCACCAGCAACGGGUAAAGCGCCAAAACCUGUCAGUGCACAGUGACGAGGACACGAACUUAGGCUUCCUGAAGCUCUGAGUACGUUAGUGUUGGCCAUGGUGAAAUGUUUACUGUUUACUGGGGAGGUCUGCUGUUUCUCUAGGACAUUGCAGGCAGGUGCUAUAUAGACCCCAGAAGGGGAGUUCAGUGUGAGCCCCUAGAACAUCAGUGAAAGGCUCAGCCUCUUCUGGUCAACAGCCUCACAGCAGUCAUGCCACACCCGUGGAACCCAUCUCUACCCUUCUGUGUCCUGCUGGCUCUGGGAGCAUGAGCCUCUGUGUUGGCAUUCACAGUCACAGGCCAGGAGCUGACAGCUUCCUUGGAAUACUAGUGCCUAACACAGUUAACCCCCUGCUGCAUGUCUUGUUUUAGGUCAGUAGGGAAGUCUCAUCUGAACACAUCACUGUCCCCUUCAACCUAGGAAGCCUGUGUCCCUGCUCAUCAGUGUUGCCUACAGCCUCAUAGUCAGCUGUGAGGACCUUGAAGCUGAGGCUAAAGGUUCCUCUCUCUCUGGCACUUUGAGCUCACUUUCAAAAUCUGUCCUCUCAGAGUGGUUUGUCUGUGUCCCAUUGUAUCCAUGUGGCCAUCUUUCUGCACUGAACUUCUAGGCCAUUAUUCCCCCAUCUUUAUUUCUAGGUUUCUUCUAAUGAAAGGGGGGGAACAUUUGAAAUAGAGGAUAUCAAAUAAAAAGAUAACAGAUUUCCAACAUUGCUGAGCUUCAAAUGAAAAAAGAUCUAGUUGCCUUUGGUGGCUCAUCAUGGCAAUGUCAGCUGCCAGAAGUAUGUGGGGACAUACCAGAAGCCCCAGGUCAGUCUGGGCUGGGCUGUCUGGCCUCAGAAAAAGGAAACUGAUAGCAGCCUCUCGGUUCUAUUCUUGUGUUCUUUCCUUAUGAAAAAUGAACCUUUGUAGAGGAUAGCCAUAAACAAUCAUUUGUAAUAAUGAAAUUAACAAAAACGCUGGAUUCCACCAGAAGAAAGCAGGUCACCAGACUCACCGGGUUCAUGGCUGGAUUCCUCUGGAAGAAGAAAGCAGAUUACCAGCCCUUUUGUGCUGGCCGGAGACUUCGAGAGUCUACUUCGUGUGGAAGGCCUUGGGUCUGAAGCAGCAGGCCUACCACCUGAGGAGUGCUGAAGGCAGAGCAGACACACUGACCCGACAUGUAUAACUUCUGUCUCCUUUAACAGAAUUCUGACCACUCUGGUUAGUACACAUUGGUGUAAGGAGAGCCCAAGCACUUGGAUUGUAGUCCUACACGAUUGUGUUCACCUGGGCACGUGUGAGCAUGUUUCCUCAGCUGUGAGAAGGGACAGUAAUACCUACCUCACAGCAACGUUGUGAGGAUUAAAUGUGAAGAGAUUCAUGACAUGA